Molecule: messenger RNA, 1641 nt
Organism: Plasmodium vivax (malaria parasite P. vivax)
Lineage: Eukaryota; Apicomplexa; Aconoidasida; Haemosporida; Plasmodiidae
Product: thioredoxin reductase 2, putative
Exons: 1
Coding region: 1-1641 (546 amino acids)
Biological process (GO): glutathione metabolic process; cellular response to oxidative stress; cell redox homeostasis
Cellular component (GO): mitochondrion; cytosol
Molecular function (GO): glutathione-disulfide reductase (NADPH) activity; flavin adenine dinucleotide binding; thioredoxin-disulfide reductase (NADPH) activity
Source: RefSeq, a predicted model, not a curated record
AUGAGUGGCACAGAGAGCGGACAUGUGCAGGCGGAAGGGGGGGAACCCCCAGCAGGGAAGAGCGCCUUGGAGAAGGGAGCGCCCUCGAAGGAGAGCAACAACAGCGAAUGUAAAUCUGACCACUGCGAUUACGACUACGACUAUGUGGUGAUCGGGGGGGGGCCCGGCGGAAUGGCGUCCGCGAAGGAAGCGGCGGCGCACGGGGCGAAGGUACUCCUGUUCGAUUACGUGAAGCCAAGCAGCAAAGGAACCAAGUGGGGAAUAGGAGGGACGUGCGUGAACGUAGGCUGUGUGCCAAAGAAGCUGAUGCAUUACGCAGGAAAUAUGGGCAGCCUUUUCAAAUUAGAUUCUACCCAAUACGGUUGGACGUGUAAAGAUUUAAGCCACAACUGGGGGAAGCUAGUUUCCACGGUUCAGUCUCAUAUACGCUCCCUAAAUUUUAGCUACCUGACCGGGCUUAGAUCUUCCCAGGUGAAAUACAUCAACGGGUUAGCCUCCCUGAAGGAUGAGCACACCGUUGCGUACUACCUAAAGGGGGACAUGUCUCAGGAGGAGACGAUCACAGCCAAGUACAUUCUCAUCGCGACUGGGUGUAGACCCCACAUCCCGGAGGAUGUAGAAGGCGCAAGGGAACUCAGCAUAACAUCGGAUGACAUUUUUUCUAUGAAGAAGGUCCCAGGGAAAACCCUCAUCGUUGGAGCGUCUUACGUUGCGCUUGAAUGUGCGGGGUUUUUAAACUCUCUAGGUUUCGACGUGACUGUAGCGGUUCGGUCGAUUGUAUUGCGCGGCUUCGAUUCACAGUGCGCGCUGAAGGUGAAGAAUUACAUGGAGGAGCAGGGAGUCCUCUUUAAAGAAGGAGUUCUCCCGAAGAAGCUAUCCAAAGGGGAGGAGGACAAAGUAGCUGUGCUCUUCACUGAUGGCACCACAGAACUGUAUGACACCGUUUUGUAUGCAACGGGAAGGAAAGGAGACAUCGCCAUGUUGCACUUGGAACGGCUAAACAUUCACGUUGAUAAGAGUGCAAAUAAAAUUAUUACCAAUGAGGGUAGCUGCACCAAUGUCCCCAACAUCUUUGCCGUGGGAGACGUCGCUGUGGAUGUGCCUGAGUUAGCUCCUGUAGCUAUCAAGGCGGGGGAAAUCCUGGCCAGGAGGCUAUUCAAACAGUCGCAAGAAAUUAUGGAUUACACCUUCAUUCCCACGGCCAUUUAUACCCCCAUUGAGUAUGGCGCCUGUGGAUAUUCUGAAGAAAAGGCAUAUGAAGCGUUUGGCACAUCCAAUGUAGAGGUGUUCCUUCAAGAAUUUAACAAUUUAGAAAUUUCUGCUGUGCAUAGGGAGAAGCAUGUGAGGGCUCAGAAGGAUCAGUACGAUACAGAUGUGAGUAGCACCUGCUUGUCUAAACUCGUUUGCUUAAAGAGUGAAGACAAUCGGGUGGUUGGCUUUCACUACGUGGGUCCUAAUGCGGGGGAAGUUACUCAGGGCAUGGCUCUGGCGCUGAGGCUGAAGGCUAGGAAGAGCGACUUUGACAGCUGCGUGGGCAUUCACCCCACGGACGCAGAGUCGUUUAUGAACCUCUCCGUCACGCGCGCGUCCGGCCUGUCCUUCGCCGCCAAGGGCGGCUGCGGCGGCGGCAAGUGUGGUUAG